This is a messenger RNA of Trichoderma virens Gv29-8, 1567 nucleotides long. RefSeq names its product glycoside hydrolase family 17 protein. The record is from RefSeq and is a predicted model, not a curated record. Gene Ontology annotation, cellular component: fungal-type cell wall; cell surface; extracellular region. The coding region runs from base 172 to 1407 and encodes 411 amino acids. The transcript has a single exon. Gene Ontology annotation, biological process: cell wall organization; carbohydrate metabolic process. Gene Ontology annotation, molecular function: glucan endo-1,3-beta-D-glucosidase activity; 1,3-beta-glucanosyltransferase activity. Lineage: Eukaryota; Fungi; Ascomycota; Sordariomycetes; Hypocreales; Hypocreaceae.
CAUUCUUAGCAUUGCCUCGUUUUCUUGUUGCGACGUUCAUUUCUUGUCCACACAGACGUUCUUUCCUUAACACUGCCCACACGGCCAAAUAGACUCAUCGCUCUUUAGCUCUUCAGCUCAUUCGCUCGUCGCACAUCACGCUCUUUGCACUACAUACAUUUCAAUUUCACCAUGAAGCUGUCUUCGACCAUCGCGACUGGUGUUGCCCUUGCGGCCGGUGUUUCUGCUGGACAGACCAACUACCUUGGCUUCAACUCUGGCGCCACCCUUCCUGACGAAUCCGCCAAGUUCGAGAAGGACUUCUUGGCCGAGUUCACCACGGCCCAGAAGCUUGUUGGCGCCCCCGGCACCUUCAACGCCGUCCGACUCUACACCAACAUCCAGGCCUACUCCACAAACACCCCCAUCGAGGCCUUUUCCGCCGCCGUCAAGACCAAGACCUACAUCCUUCUGGGUGUCUGGGCCUCCGGCACCACCAACAUCAACAAUGAGCUUGCUGCUCUGAACGCUGCUGUCAAGCAGUUCGGCACCCAGCUUACCGAUCUCAUCAUCGGAAUCUCCAUCGGUAGCGAGGAUCUGUACCGUGACUCGGCCACUGGACGAACCAACAAGGCCGGUGUCGGCAACGGCCCCCAGGAGAUUCUCGGCUUCAUCAACGACUACAAGAAGGCGUUUGCCAACACCCCCCUGGCCAGCGUCCCCGUUGGCCACGUCGAUACCUGGGAUGCUUGGGUUAACGGCACCAACAAGCCUGUUCUCGACGCUGUCGACUGGAUUGGCGUUGACGAGUACCCCUUCUACGAGACUGGCAAGGGCAAUGACAUUAGCAAUGCCGGCAAGCUCUUCAACGCUGCCUACCAGACCACCCUUGGCGCUGCCAACGGCAAGCCCGUCUGGGUGACUGAGACUGGCUGGCCUCUUACCGGCCCUGACUGGGAUGAGGCCAAGCCCAGCGUCGCAAACGCCAAGUCUUACUGGCAACAAGUUGGCUGCAAGAUGCUGUUCAACAAGGUGCCCACCUUCUGGUACAACCUGCGUGACUCCAACCCUGCCAACCAGGUCAAGUUCGGUAUCAGCCAGAGCCUGUCGACCACUCCUUCGUUCGAUCUGACCUGCCCUCCCGAGUCUGAGGAGUCCUCCACCACCGUCUCCAAGCCCAGCUCCACCGGCAAGUCUUCCUCCACGGCCACCACUCUCGUCCAGGCCACUGGAUCUCCCUCCCCUUCCAAGGGCGGCGAUAGCUCCUCCAACAACGCUGGAGGCUCCAAGUCCAGCAACAGCGAUGCUUCAACCACCACAUCAGGCGCCCCCGCCGCCACCACCACCAGUGCUGGUGCCGUGACCCGAUUCUCCGGAGCUGCCAUUGCUGGUGUGGCUCUGGUUGCCGGUGUCCUGGCCUUGUUCUAAGCAUGAAGAUGGCUUUUUGUAAAUAGGGUGUCGUACUUUGUGGAGGAUAGAUGUUGGCUGUUUUGGGAAAUAGACUAAACCAACGAUAGACUGGUUUUUGAGACAAUAAAUGCUUGGCUAUAAUUUUUUUUUAAACAAUUAUUCAGUACAUUUCUAUUUU